AUGUCCUUCAAGACGACGGAGCAACCAGGCAUUGAUGAUCACAAGAUCCAAGACCCUGAUGUUGACGCCUUCCAGCCACAGCAGGGUGUUAUCGAAAAACCCGCGGAUGACCGAAAGGGUGAGGCGAUGAAGGAUGGAAUGACAUGCAUAGGCCUCGACCGGCGCAACGGCGACGACGUGAGGCGCGAUUCAUAUGGUCUUUAUGAUGCCCACACCGGGGUGGACGUCUCGGAGUCGGAUGUUUAUCCUUAC
Molecule: messenger RNA, 252 nt
Organism: Mesorhabditis spiculigera
Lineage: Eukaryota; Metazoa; Nematoda; Chromadorea; Rhabditida; Rhabditidae
Source: the annotation of a GenBank genome assembly